GCUCUGUCACUGAUAGCAACAGUCCUGUUUUUUGUCACUCACACAUCACUAGACUGAGAUUCCUCCCUGUGAGAGCUGAGAUGUUUAAUGCCAUGAUGGACGUCAUGCAGGGCUUUGGGGUGAGCAGCACUCACUACCUGCAGACCAACUACAAAGACGCCCAAGGUUUGUUUCUCUGGGUGUCCUGGGCGGCGGAUCUCAGGAACACCUUCUUCAUCUUCUUCCCACUUUGGUUUCAUCUGCGGGCUUCAGUGGGCAUUAAGCUCAUCUGGGUGGCUGUGAUCGGGGACUGGCUCAACCUGGUGUUCAAAUGGAUUCUGUUCGGAGAGAGGCCGUACUGGUGGGUCCACGAGACGGCUCAUUAUGCAAACACUGUUGCGCCUCACAUUGAGCAGUAUGCCAUGACCUGUGAAACUGGGCCAGGCAGUCCUUCUGGCCAUGCUAUGGGAGCUGCAGGCGUCUACUACACCCUGGUGACCUCCAUCCUCGCCGUAAUGGCCAGCAAGAAGAAACCUGCGAGCAAGAAAUCCACCAGCAAGCUCUGGUAUCUGAAGGCCGUUCUGUGGACGCUGUUUUGGGGAGUCCAGGUGUGUGUCUGUUUGUCCAGGGUGUUCAUCGCCGCACACUUCCCCCAUCAGGUUGUUGCUGGUGUUAUCACAGGUAUGAUCGUGGCCGAGGCUUUCAACAGAAUUCAGUGGAUCUACAAUGCCAGCAUGAAGAAGUACUUCUACACCACUUUCUUCUUGACCUCCUUUGCUGUCGGCUUCUACCUCCUGCUCAAAGCUGUGGGUGUGGACCUGCUGUGGACUCUGGAGAAAGCUCAGAAGUGGUGCAUCAAGGCUGAGUGGGUCCACCUGGACUCCACGCCCUUCGCCAGCCUCCUCCGCAACAUGGGCACCCUGUUUGGCCUUGGCCUUGGCCUGCACUCACCACUCUACACGGAGACCAAAAAGAGCAACAGCACGGCGGCCAAAGCGGGAUGCAUCAUCGUCUCUCUAUUCCUGCUGCACCUGUUUGACUCCUUCAGGCCUCCCACGCACACUGCAGCGCUCUUCUACCUGCUGUCCUUCUGCAAGAGUGCCACCGUGCCUCUGGUCACCGUCAGCCUCAUUCCGUACUGCGUCAAUAGAGCUAUGAGCAUGCACAGCAAAAAGGGAGUGUGAGCUGUGAUUAUAAAAGACUAUUGAAAAGGAAGUCUUUUCCUGAUAAAGUAAAAAAAAAAAAAAACUCUCCUCAGGUGCUUAUUGCAUCCACAUGACCAGCUGAUCCUCCAGAAAUAUACCGAACUCUGAAUACUGUGAUACCAAAGAGAAAGCACUAUCCAAGAUGCCCGGUGGCACAAAUAACUAUUCUGAAGUAAGCAAAACACGAUAAUUAGGGUCAUUUCAGAGUCCAGGCACGAGUACAGCGGCAAAUGUUUGCUGAUCUGUCACUCAAAGAUAUUAUUUCAGCUGGGAUAGUGGUGUAUUUUUAAAUGCUAUAGAAAAUAUUUUUGAAAAUGUUUGUAUUUUUUAAUAAAAAUCUUGAAUGAA
Molecule: messenger RNA, 1532 nt
Organism: Mugil cephalus (flathead mullet)
Lineage: Eukaryota; Metazoa; Chordata; Actinopteri; Mugiliformes; Mugilidae
Gene: g6pc1a.2
Product: glucose-6-phosphatase catalytic subunit 1a, tandem duplicate 2
Exons: 5
Coding region: 81-1163 (360 amino acids)
Biological process (GO): gluconeogenesis; glucose 6-phosphate metabolic process
Cellular component (GO): membrane
Molecular function (GO): glucose-6-phosphatase activity
Source: RefSeq, a predicted model, not a curated record